UAUUUACCAAUCAGGAGCGAGAUUCAGUAGAAAAUCGAAUAAUGUUGUCCAACCGUUGAGUCUACUGAACGCGGCCUUUGUUCUACUGAACGCGGCCAGUGACUUUCCACACUGGGAAAGUGCGUCAUCUGCAAUCAUUUGGGGAGGGGAACUACGAUGCUACAUCCAGAGAGGAACAUGAGAGCGGCCAAAACGGCGGUCCGCUGGCUUUAGUCAAUGAGGAAGAAAGAGAGAAAGAGGCGAUACACGUGAAUUCUAUCACAAUUUGUGUGUUAACGCUGCACAAAAAUUAAAAAAUGCCCACCGAAAUAAAGAAUAGAGUACUUACAUACGAAGGCAGCAAUUAUAUGAGAUACCGUUUAUUACUGUCAACUUUAUCCGGAAAGCCAGUCAGAAUUAUAAAUAUUCGGAGAAAAGAAAAUGAUCCUGGUCUUAGAGAAUAUGAAGUUAGUUUCAUCCGUAUGCUGGAUAAAAUCACCAAUGGCACAAAAAUUGAGAUAAAUGAAAGUGGUACUAGUAUAUAUUAUAUUCCUGGUUUAUUAUACGGUGGUGAAUUAGAACAUGAUUGCAGUUUGCAAAGAGGUAUUGGAUAUUAUUUAGAAGGAGUUAUGAUACUUGCUCCAUUUUGUAAAAAGCCUAUUGAUUUGAAGCUUAGAGGAAUAACUAACAAUUCUACAGAUCCAUCAGUAGAUAGAAUUUUGACUGCUGGUGUACCAAUACUAAAGAAAUUUCUAGCAGGUGAUAAUGAAGUUGUACUAAAAAUUUGUAAGAGAGGAGCAGCACCUUUGGGAGGUGGAGAAGUAUGCUUUAAAUGUCCAAUCAGUCGCAAUCUUAAAACGAUACAGCUAGAAGACAGUGGAAUGGUAAAACGUGUUAGAGGUACUGCAUGCAGUAUAAGAGUUUCCCCAGCAGUUGCUAAUCGUAUUGUUGAAUCAGCCAAAGGUAUUCUCCUCAAAUUUCUGCCAGAUAUUUAUAUUCACACAGAUCAUUGCAAAGGAUCAGCCAGUGGAAAGUCUCCAGGGUUUGGAGUCACUUUGACAGCAGAAACUACUAAAGAAGUAUUCUUUAGUGGACAAGCAUUCUCGCCAUUAAUGACAACAGGAUCAUUACCAUGUGUGCCUGAAGAUAUUGGCAAAGAAGCUGCAAUGAAACUUUUGGAUGAGAUCUAUAGAAACGGAUGUGUAGACUCUGUUUUUCAAAGUAUGACUGCAGUAUUUAUGGCUCUUGGUAAGAAGGAUGUUUCCAAAGUUAUAGUAGGUCCACUAACUCCAGCAAUGAUACAAUUUUUACGUGACUUACGAGAUUUCUUUGGAACUGUUUUUAAAAUAGAACCAGUCAAAGAAGAAGAAGAAUUGUUACCACAAGUCCAUUUAACUUGUUUAGGCAUAGGUUAUACUAAUAUAAGUAAACGAACAUUAUAAUACAUAAAA
Molecule: messenger RNA, 1430 nt
Organism: Harpegnathos saltator (Jerdon's jumping ant)
Lineage: Eukaryota; Metazoa; Arthropoda; Insecta; Hymenoptera; Formicidae
Gene: Rtc1
Product: RNA terminal phosphate cyclase 1
Exons: 7
Coding region: 297-1421 (374 amino acids)
Biological process (GO): endonucleolytic cleavage of tricistronic rRNA transcript (SSU-rRNA, 5.8S rRNA, LSU-rRNA); ribosome biogenesis
Cellular component (GO): nucleolus
Molecular function (GO): RNA endonuclease activity
Source: RefSeq, a predicted model, not a curated record